GUGUGACAUGUAUUGGCCUAAAGAAGGCUUGGAAUCUUAUGGCAUAAUUCACGUGAAACUACUUCAAGAGGUAGUGAUGGCUACGUAUACUCUCAGGACAUUCAACGUCAAGAAUCUUAAAGUUAAAAAGAAACACGGGUCAGAGCGCACAGUCUAUCAGUACCACUACACCAAUUGGCCCGACCAUGGAGUCCCCGACCAUCCACUUCCAGUCUUGUCAUUCGUUCGCAAGUCUUCAGCAGCUAAUCCGCCAAAUGGUGGCCCAAUCAUCGUUCAUUGCUCGGCCGGCGUGGGUCGCACCGGCACUUACAUCGUGUUGGACGCAAUGCAGCGACAAAUAAAGCACAGACAGUCCAUCAAUGUCUUUGGAUUCCUGAAGCACAUCCGGCAACAGAGGAACUACUUGGUCCAGACGGAGGAGCAGUAUAUCUUUAUUCACGACGCCCUCCAGGAGGCCAUCGAGUCGGGCGAUACGGAGGUGCCGUCGAGUCAUCUCUUGAAAUACAUUCAAACCCUACAGACCGGAGGCGACGGUUCCAGUAAUGUUAGCUAUGAUAAGAGCCAUCACUGGCCACUACUUGAGCGACAGUUCCGUCUCGUCACUCAAUUCAAGGCGAAAGACUUUAAUGUCGUGUCAGCUCUAAAGCCGUGCAAUAAAAUGAAGAACAGAUCACUGAAUCUGAUUCCACUCGAAGCACAUCGCGUUCACAUAAUUCCCAAAGCUCCGGGAACUGAUGGCUCCGACUAUAUAAACGCAACAUUCCUUCCCGGAUUCAAUCGGCUCCGGGAGUUCAUUAUAACGCAACACCCGAUUUGGGACACAAUCUCUGAUUUCUGGCAAAUGGUUUGGGACCACAACUCGCAGACAAUAGUCGUCCUCUCAUCAGUCAUCGACGAGAAGGAGUUCCCGCAGUUCUGGCCGGACAGG
Messenger RNA from Oppiella nova, 928 nucleotides. The record is from the annotation of a GenBank genome assembly. Lineage: Eukaryota; Metazoa; Arthropoda; Arachnida; Sarcoptiformes; Oppiidae.